AUGGCUCUUGCCGGGCUCCAGCGGCAGAGUUGGAGCCACGGGGGGGUACAGGAGGGGCCCCCUCGGCCCAGGCGCUGGGGGGGGCGGCUCCCCCCGGGGACAUCCGUGUGCCGGCCCACUGUGGCGAGGUGUGUGACGCCAGAAGCGGAGCCGAGCCUCAUAUUUGGGCACGAAGCAGGUUAUUGGAGGCCGUGGCCCCGCAGCUGGGCGAUCCCCCGGCUGAUAAAGGCUCCCCUGGUGCUGCCGCCUGCACCGGCUCCGGCGCUGCCGCUACAUCAUCCCCUGCCUGCGCUGGGGGUGCGGGACCUGUCGGGGAUGGGGCCGGUCGGGGCGCUGGGGCUGCUGCUGUGCCUGCAGCUGUGUGGGGGCUCCGGGCAGCUGCGGCUGGUGGGGGGCGGCGGGCGCUGUGCCGGACGCGUGGAGGUGAAUCACGACGGUGAGUGGGGCUCCGUCUGCGUCUUCGACUUCCAGUUUAAAGCCCAAUGGGCCACCGUGGUGUGCCGGCAGCUGGGCUGUGGCCGCGUGGCCUGGUCGUCCCCGUUCGCCCCGUUCGGGCAGGGCAGCGGCCGGAUCUGGCUCCAGCCCUACUUCUGCCGCGGCACCGAGGAGGUGCUGGAGGACUGUCGGCACUUCAGAUGGGGCCAGCACCGCUGCGGCCAUGAGCGGGACGUGGGGGUGAUCUGCACAGAGUCCAUGGAGCUGAGGCUGGUGGGCGGCGGUCCCUGCGCCGGGAGGGUGGAGGUGAAGCUGCGGGGACACUGGGGCUCAGUGGGAGAUCGCAACUGGUUCAUGGAGGACGCUGAGGUGGUGUGCCAGCAGCUGGGCUGUGGCUCGGCUGCCGGCGCCUACUCUGCCCGCAACCGCUUUGGCACUGUAGCUGGGCCCAUCAACCUGGCCAUGGUGGACUGCAAGGGGGACGAGGCCACACUGUGGGACUGCAAGAUCCGCGGCUGGGGACCAUACAACGGUAGCCAUGAGUUCGACACUGCUGUCAUCUGCCAAGGGUUUUCCCGGCUGGUCGGAGGUGACAGAGCCUGUGCCGGGCGGUUGGAGGUGCGGCCGCGCCAGGCCUGGGUUGGCAUCUGCGCGGAGCACGUGGACAUGAAGGUGGCCCAGGUGGUGUGCCGGGAGCUGGGCUGCGGCGCGGCGCUGGCCAUCUCCGGCAGCAGCCAGUUUGGGGCAGGAACGGGGCCGCUGUGGGAAGGGGGGUUCAACUGCAGCGGCACCGAGCCCCUCCUCAGCGCCUGCGGCCGGCGGGUGCCCCACGGCCGGGGCUGCGCUGGCCACGCCACCAUCAUCUGCUCCCCCUACACGGGCUUCCGGCUGGGGAACAGCAGCUCGGGCUGUGCUGGGCGGGUGGAGGUGGCGGUGAGGGGCACGUGGGGGUCCGUGUGCGCCACCGACUGGGACCUGCCCGAUGCCGACGUCCUGUGCCACCACCUGGGCUGUGGCCACGCCGUCACCGUGCCCCCGGGAGGCUCCUUCGGCAGUGGGGACGGGCCGCUGAGGCCGGACGCCUUCGGCUGCAGCGGGAGCGAGCGGCACCCGGGCGAGUGCCCCGUGGCGGUGCUGGGGGAGCCCCCCUGCAGCCCGGGGAACGCCGCCGCCGUCAACUGCUCAGGCAUCGUCAAUUCCCUGCGGCUGGUGGAGGGUGAGAGCCGGUGCGACGGGUGGCUGGAGUUGGCCAUAAGCCCUGGGGUCUGGCGCCGUGUGCCAGGAGAGGUUUUGGCUGAACGGAAUUUCGGUGUGGUGUGUGGGAGGCUGGGCUGUGGUGGGCUGGACAGGAGCGAUGCUGUCGUUGGUACGGUCCCCGUGUGGAACAUGAGCGAUUCGGAGCAGAAAAUUACAAUAGAAGUGGUCCACACUCUCUGGAAGAUGACCAACCAGGAGAUGCCUGUCUGGCUAAACGACUUAAUAGUCUGGAACAUGACCACCGGGCCAACCGACAUCCCUCAUGGGGCAGCCAUCGUCUGCUCAGGCAGCCGGCGGGUGAGGCUGGCGGGCGGUGCCGGGCGCUGCGCCGGGCGCGUGGAGGUCUAUGCCGGUGGCACGUGGAGCAGCGUGUGCCAGGAGCGCUGGGACCUGCAGGCCGCCGCCGUUGUGUGCCGGGAGCUGGGCUGUGGCGCGGCGCUGGAGGCCCCCGGCUCGGCGCGCUUGGGCCCCGGGCCGGGCAGAGCGUGGCCGUACGUGGUUGAGUGCGCCGGGAGCGAGGAGUCUCUCUGGGAAUGCCCACGCUCGGAACGGCGCGAGUGCGAGUGCGGGGCCGGGGCCGGGGCCGUGUGCUCAGAGCAGCUCUCCCUGCGGCUGGCGGGCGGGCGCGGGCGCUGCAGCGGGUACCUGGAGCUGCUCCACGACGGCACCUGGGGCCGCGUGUGCGCCACCGGCACCGGCCCCGGCACCGCCGCCGCCGUCUGCCGGCAGCUGGGCUGUGGGGACGGGGGGCAGCUGGCACCCGCCCCCGCCCAGCAGCCGGCCCCCGCCUGGCUGGCCUGGGUGGGCUGCGAGGAGGGGGCCCGCUCGCUCUGGGGGUGCCCCUCGGCACCCUGGCACCUGCAUUCCUGCGGCCCCGGAGGGGACGCCUACGUGGUUUGUGCGGAGGACAGUGACAACCCCAGCGAGACAGCCACCACCCCGUGCCCGGACGGGGCCACCUGCACAGCUGUCCCCAGCAGCAGCGGCCCUGCGGUGGCCAGGGGGACUGUGCCGGUGGCGGUGGUGCUGUGCGUGGUCCUGGGGACGCUGCUGUGCCUGGCCCUGGGCGCCCUGGCCGUGCUGAUGUGCCGUGCCCGCGCUUGGCGCCGAGGCGCCGGCAGAGCCGUGGGUGCCAUCCCCGACGCCAUCUACCAGGAGCUGGACUACAGCGCGAUAUCGGAGUACCAGGAGGUGCCCAGUCACCCAGGUUCCCCGCGGGAGGGCUCAGUGAAGAAGCUGCUGUAUUAUACCGGGGACAGCGUGGAGGGGAGCGACAGCGGGGCAGCCCCAGUCCCAGCCCCCCCUGCCCUGCCUGGGCACGGAACCCCAGAUGGCUACGACGAUGCCACAGCAGGAACCUCGGAUGGCUACGACGAUGCCACAGCAGGAACCCCGGAUGGCUACGACGAUGCCACAGCAGGAACCUCGGAUGGCUACGACGAUGCCACGGCUGGAACCCUGGAUGGCUACGACGAUGCCACGGCCGUGCCAGAGGAGUCUUCCGCUCCCAGCACUGGGGCCAUCUCCGAGGGAGUGGCACAGAGGGGCUGGAUCUGUGUCCCACUCACAGGUAAGAGGGACCACAGCUGCCCUGUCCCCCCUGCAGAGCCACUCCACAGGGGUUUGGCUGCGGUGGCGAGCUGGGAUCCAGCACCAGAUCCACAGGGGCUGCAGAAACACAGAAACACCCCAGGUGGGAGCUGCCCCCCUCCAAGUCCCCCCGGAGCCACAGGGGACUCUCCGGGACAGCCCCCGGGGCACAUGGACUGUGAUGAUGUCGGCACCGGCGCCCUGGGGACGUCGCAGUGA
Molecule: messenger RNA, 3501 nt
Organism: Chiroxiphia lanceolata (lance-tailed manakin)
Lineage: Eukaryota; Metazoa; Chordata; Aves; Passeriformes; Pipridae
Product: scavenger receptor cysteine-rich domain-containing protein SCART1-like
Exons: 13
Coding region: 1-3501 (1166 amino acids)
Cellular component (GO): membrane
Source: RefSeq, a predicted model, not a curated record